AUGAACAUCGGGGCCUUGGGCCCAGUGAUAUCGGGCGCAACGACUGCUGCGGGUGCGGUGCGCUACGUUUGCAACGGACCCUCCAUCGCGGACAUUGUCGGCACCUUUGGCCCUGCUGGGACGCUGCUUCUCGAAACGGGGCUGGCCGGCAACGUGUCGGUUGCGACGACGAACGCGACGUACAGGCAUGCGGCGGGCGUGAUCAGCUUCGCUGGAGCCACGGGCAUCAUGUCUGCUGGAGCAACGAUCAGCACGAAUGGCACGGGAGGGGCGUUUUCCUUUGCACGGGCGCCGACAACCACGCUGCAGCAGGUUUUCACCGACCUUGGCAGUCGCAUGGAGCAGUCGAUACGUCAGGUCGGCCUGCCGGGGCUCGAGGUGAACACAGCGCGUGGGGCGUCCAUUGGCGACCUGUCGAUGCGCGACAUCCUCCUGGCGUUCGCGACGGGAUCUCCGGAGCUUCGGAUAUCGUGUACGGGCGUGACACCGCUUGUUGCCGUCGACGUUUCGCUCGAUCUACGUGCGGACGUGCUGUCCAGUGGCAGCACUGUGCCGAGAAGCCUGACGGUGUCGUUCCACAAGAUCAACGCCUUCAGCUUCACCGUCGACAGCGGUGACAUCGACCCAUGCUCUGGAUCGCCACUGCCAGCAUCUGGAAUGGUCGAGGCCGCGACGGGCUUCGCUGCUGCGACGACGGCGAGCGGGCAGACCAUGCCUCCGCAUGCGCUCGCAGCGCGCGGGUUCGCAUCGCUCGAGUGCAGCGGGGGUGUCAUCGAGAAUGUGGUCGUGCGUCUCAACAGGACCGCUACCGGGGACACGUUCGGGGCGGUCAUCGCCAACGACAUGCCGAACAUGCCGACGAAUCAUACGCUGAGCGAUGCGGCGCUGGUGUACGAGCACUGGCGGAACAGGCUGUCGUUCGAGGGCGUGCACGCCACGUUCGACGUGGAGCUCGUGAUCUUCAACGACUUCCCCACGAAGGGCUUCUUGACCUUCACGCCGCCUCCCGGGUGGUCGGGGACGCUGGCGGAGGCUGCGGCAGUCUUCGGGCGGCCCCUGGAAACCGCGGUGGUCACCCUCGGCGUGCCCGGCCUCGUGGCUGCGGGCAGCACGGCCCAGGCAGCUGCGCUGUCCCUCAACGGCAGCACGGUCAUCGAACUGGAGACAUACGAGUUGGCAGCCAACAGACUCGAGAACCGCCUGCGGCUGUUUGGGUGCGGGCACCUGGGCGACGUCGCCUCCACGGUGUGCUUCGAGGAGAUCUACUUCUGGGACGACUUCGGCACGGGCUUCAGCGGCGGCGAGUUCAUCGCGACGGACGAGGUGCUCUGGCGACCAAACCCGCAGGCUGCCAACCUGGAGAUCACGCUACGUCCGCCACGAGGGACGUCGAUGGCCUUCUCGGACGACCCGUGCAAGGCACGCGACGUGGACGUCUUGCCCAUCGAGGCCUCGACGAGGCUCACAGCAUUGCCCCCUGGCUUGCCGGAUGUGUCGGCAACGGGCUCUGCGUCGGUUCUGUGCUACAAGCACGCCCAGCAGGACGUCAGGCUCAGCCUGGCGACGGACACCUUCGCCCCGCUCGUCGGAGGGCUCGGUUCCUUCGGCCCGGUCGCGAGCCCUGUCCUUGCCGUGUCGAGUGCGCAGCGGGCCGUCAGCCUGCAAGGCCGUGUGGGGCUCCUCAACGUGUCGGCAGCGUUCUCUCUGGGCAGCGCGGCGGGCGUGGAGUACGGUCUGUCGCCGGCGUCUCCGGGCCCUCUCACCCUGGCGGACAUCAUCACGGCGAUCAACAGCACUGGUGUCACGUCCUUCUUCGACGCUGUGGGGCUCCCAGGCCUCCCGCAAAAUGCCAGCUCGUCGUCGACGGUCAUCUCGGCGCCGUCGAUCACGCUCGGCGACAUGACGGUGCGCCUGCAGGGGUCUUUUGCGUUCCCAGACAGACCUGCGUUGGCCGUUCUUGACCUGGCCGGCGUCUCCGCUGGGGCCAGCCACACCAUCUCCAACCUCGUCCUCGACAUCUCUCAGCCUGAUCUCCUGUCGCUGAACGCGUCAGUCUCCGUGCCGUGCCAGACGGGCAGCAAGACGGUGCCAGCCUCGGUUGCGACGGUCACCGGCCCUCCCAACCCCCUCCGCACGGUCGUGAACGGCUCGAUCCUCGCGACCUUUGUCUGUGCGGGGCAGGCGAUCAGCGAUCUUCGCUUCGCGCACGCCACCGGCGUCGUCGACAUCGCCACGGACGCCGUCGGCCCAGCACAGGUCACGUCCUCAACGGUCAGCUUCAGCAACGCCGCUGGUUCGGUGAUAGUCUCUGGCAGCAUGGCGUCCCUGGCGGCGACACUGGUCCUCGACGCCCAGGAUGUCAGCGUCGGGACGAUGCGGGCGCACAGCGUCGGCAGCGUGCCACUGGCACCGCUGUUUGACGCGUUCCCUGGAUUCAGCUCCGUGCUCACCUUCGUCGGACUUCCAGGCCUGCCUUCCGACACGGACUUGAGAGCCAUCGCCGCAGACGGAAUGGACGUCCGCCUUUCGACCUCCGGCUUCGAGAUCGACGUGAUCACGGGGUAUGUCGAUGCACACGGAGGGGUGUAUUCGCUGGACGCCUCGCUCCUGACGGUUCCGGCGCCGCGCUUCGUUCGACUCGCACUGCACAUCUCCCAGCCGAGCGCGCUGGACAUCAGGAUCUCAUCGGAAAGGCCGUGCGCUGGUUCGGCUGCGUUCCAGGACUACCUGGGCGCGACAGUCAAUGUCUCGUCGUUCUCGUUCACCGCGCCUGCCCUGGUGACGGCCGUUAACGGCGCAGCCUCUGGGCGGAUCCAGUGCUCGAGGCGAGACCGCGCGCAGGGCCUGGAGUUCACGGCGCGGCCUGGCGAGGCGUCGCUGGUUGCGACGGGCCUGCUUGGCAACGUCGCCGUCGACGCGCCUGAGCUCGCGUACGACCACGUCGCACGCACGCUGGACAUCAGCGGAGACGCGAACGGCAUAGCGUUCGAGGCGAACAUCUCGCUGAAGACCCCGCUGGCGUCGCUCCCGACCGGAGCUGUGCUGUCCGCUCAACGGACGACUCUGCAGGCGCUCUCGGACGCCUUCUCCGGCGGUACUCGGACGCUCCUGGAAGCGAUUUCCAUCGUCGGCUUGCCGGGAGUAUCCCUGGGUCAAGACCCUGGCUCCCUCGUCCUGCACGGCGUGACCCUGCGGCCUGAUGCCGCCGGGUUCGUCCUGGAUGCCACCACCGUCCUCCCGGGGCCUCUGAACGUCACGUUCUCCACGAGCGUCGUCGCCGCCGGCAGCGUCCUGAGCGUCGCGGCCGUCGACGUGAGGAUGGUGCAGGCCGGCGUCCUAGCGCUGCAGUUCGGAGGCAACGCCCCGUGCACAAGCGGCCCCCUCCAGGCCACAGGCACCGUCUUCCAGCCCCCGAUGGUGCCGAGCCGCCAAGACGUGACCUUCUCCGGCACAGUCACGGUCUCGUGCGUCGCACAGCUCCUCGGCGACCUGAGCCUCGACGCCACGACCGACACGCUCAGCGUGUCGACAGUGCUGGCCGACAGCGUCGUGCUCUUCGACGCGCAGCGCCUGACGUACGUGCACAGCCAGCGCGCCUUCGGAUUCAGCGGCACCAAGCAAGGACUCGACAUCACCGUCUCGUCCUUCCUGCUCGACAGGGCGAACCUCUUGACCAAGGCAACAUGGUCCCAGGCCGCCAACCUGACGAUCUCCGAGCUGUCGACGCGGCUGGGCGCUGACGUCGACGCUGCUAUUGGGCAGGGCGGUCUGCCGCCGCAACUCCCCGCUGGCGCCGGAACUGCGACCGCCGGGAGCGUGAUCCUGUUCCCCGGCCUGCUUGUCGAAGGACAGCACCGGGCCGGGAGCCCCGAAGGGUCGUUCUUGCGACUCGACGCCGACGGCGUCGCCGGGGCGCUCUCCGUCGUGCUGCGCCGCGACCCUGCCGGGACGUGGGAGCAGACGGUGCUGUCGUUCCGUUACGAAACCCCCGGGGUCGUGUUGCUCAUCUCUCCGCUCGGCGACGCUUCGGAGGUGUCCCUCGCGUUCCUCUCGUCGCCGUGCAGUGCUCCGGAGCGCGUCUUUGCGGCGAACGCGAGUGUCAGCCCCGUGCCCCCCGGCAUCCCGGCAGUGGGCGGCGCGGGCACUGUGGAGAUCGUGUGCGUCGGCCCCGGCAUCGAUUCGUUCCGCGCCGCCUUCAGCGUCCUCCCCGGGCUGUCGUUCAACGCGGCGGGCGUCGGGGUCGUCGGCCCGCUGCCCGCCGCGAACGCCACCAUCGUCUCUGAUGGGCCUGAGGUGUCGGUCACUGCGGUGGUACCCCCCCUCCGUCUCGAGGUCUCGUACGACCCGUCCGUCGCCCUCGAGGGCGGUCCGGCGCUGGUCUUCUCCCCGGCAGACACAGAGGGCGCCGUGACGCUGGGCAGCAUGCUCAGCGCACUUCCCGACGCACUGGCAACGCCGCUGACGACGGUCGGCCUGCCCGGCACCUCGCCCUCGGAGUCCGCGGCCACCCGCCUGCGACGGCUGCGUAUUCGAACCGUGCGGCAGCUGAUCGUCGUGACGACGGACAUGGAGCUCGGGGCGAACCUGACGGGCACGCUCAACAUGUCGGUGCUGACCAACGCGACGGAACCCAGCAUCAGCGACCUCACGCUGCGGCUUGUGCAGCCGAACGUCAUGGACGUGAGCAUCUCUGGAACCCCCUGCGGAUCCACGGUGACGGUGGCUCCGUCCAUCGACCUUACGCCCACCAACGGCACCGCGCGACACUCCCUGACGGCUGUCGCGGCCGUCGCGGAGCUGCCGGGGACUUCCCUGCUAGGGCGGGCUCUUGAUGGCCGUGGCUACCUUCACCUGAACGGGACGGCGCGUGCCGUCUGCCGCGGAGCCGCCGUGGUCGAUUUGGAGGCCAGCUUCGAUAUCGGGAACGUGACGAUCGACGCCCGCUUCGCUGGCGCUCUCGCGGCACAGAAUGCGCUCGUGACGUACGCACAUGCGCGGCGCGAGAUCGCCGUCACCGGCCGCCGAGGUUCCUUGCUCCUCACCGCCGCUGCGCACGUGGCGCAGGCCCAGCAGGCAGAGGUGUCGCUGUCCACUCUCAGGAGCCCGGAAAGCCUGUUCUGGAUCCUCAACGACGCAGACAGCGCACCUCUGUCUGCCUCCCUCCUGCUUGGCCUCCCGGGCGUCCGCGUAGAGCUGCCCUCGGACGAGAUUUUGCUCGACAGUCUCCGCGUUGUCAUGGGCGAUGCGGGCUUCAACGCGACGGCUGAGGCGCUCGUUGACAACUGCGUCGCUCUCGCGGUCAACUCGACGGUCGUGGCGGUCAACGCGUCGGCCUACGAGCUCGCAGAAGCGCAGGUCACGGUCGGAGAUCGCACGACUGCCGCAGUCGUCUUUGCCGGGGUUCGGCCUUGCGCGACGGGCAACAUGCCGGCAUCUGCGCGUGUAGACGCGCUCUCCUGGGCGACCCAGACGGUGGAGCUCCCCGGAACGGCGUCGGUCACGUGCUCCGCGAGCGGCGCCGUGCGCGGCAUCUCUGCGGCUUUCUCGCCCUUGCAGUCGCUCGUCGUCAACACAACCAUGUUCGGAUUCGUCACCGUGGAGUCCGCCGCCGGAUCGUACGACCACGACUCGGCCCGCCUCACGUUCGACGGGACGCUCAACUCCUCCUCCUUCCCAGCUGCAGCCGUCGUCGCACUCGAGGACCCUGAGGACCUCCUCCUCUCCGUCACGCCGCCUUCCUCGGCGCUACCUCGCACCCUCGGAGGCCUAGCAGCUGACAUCGACCUGGCCGUGGCGGCGUCGGUGCGGUCCGCCGGGAUUCCAGGGUUCUUGGAGGGUGAUGCGCGCCUGAACGCGUCGCAGGUGAUGGUGUCCGGGGAGGUCGUCGUGCAGGCGUGGCAUCGCGCGUACGAGCUGCGUCUCGCUGGGACCGUCCAGACCCCCGAGACAGGACCCACGAAGGUCGACGUGACGUACCGCGGCCCCGCGCAGGACGGCACGUUUUCCGUUGCGCGGAUGGUCACGACGCUCGACCAGCCGCGACUGCGGCUCAAGUUCGUCGGACCAGGCGUGCCGUGCAGGCCGCUGGAUCCGCCUCUUCCGCCCGCCGCGCGGCGCGGCCUGAGGGACGUGUCCAGCGAAGCGCGCCACACCGACACUGGAGGUUUCCUCGUCGAGGCCGAGGUUCACGGCCUGCCUGGCGGGCUGCUGAACCUGACUGGCUCGGGCGCUGUCGACUUCGUUUGCGACGCGAGCACGCGGAGCGUCGUGGACUACAACUUCACCGUGGACGCUGGCGACAUUGCAUGGCAGACGACACUGCAGGGCACCGUCGUUUCGAUCGAGGACGCCUCCGUGUCGUUCCUCAGCUCUUCGGGCGUCGUCGAGGUCCUCGGCCGCGCUCCUCUCGCGAACGAGGCCACCGCAACGUUCAACCUCACCCAGGAUGCCGCUGUGCCGCUGCUUGUUCGCCGGCUGCCGCAAUUCUUCCCGGCUGCGCUCGGACAGGCGCUCGACGACAUACGCCUGCCGAACGUGGGGGACGCAGCGCUGCGGGUCGGCGUUCCGGGAGCCGCGAACCGCGAGGAGGUCGCGUCCCUCGAGGCGCACAGGCUCGAGGUGCUCUUUGGAGCGGCGGGCGUUGUCAGCAUCUUGUCCAACACGACCGCACAGGGGUCCGACGAGGCGUUCCUGGUCGCGGAGGUCGAUCUGUCGCCAGCAAACGGCUCCGCGCUGUCGAACGACUCCGCGGUGACCGUCCCCUCGGCCAGGAUUGCAGUCGAGCUGCCAGGCAAACUCGUGCUGUCUGCCGGGGCCGAGCGCCCGUGCGAAGUUCCGAGCCCCACCCGCAGCGGCCAGGCGUCCGCGGAGAUCACGGGGCUCCUCGGCCUGUCCAGCCCGCUCGCGAUGCGUGGCUCCGGCACGAUCAAGUGCACCGGGUCCAGACUGACGGGCUUCGCAGCGGAGGUCGCGUCCGACGCCGCAGCACGUGUCGUCGCCGGAUCGCUAGGCCCGCUGCAACUUCCGGGGCUCUCGCUGUCGUACAGCCUUGCGCAAAACGCCUUUGCGUUCAACAGCACGAUCGUCUCAAGCUACGCCCUCCAGUAUGGCGCAACCGUCCGCGGCAACGACACAUCCGUGACGCGCUCCGUCGUCUCCACCAACAGGCCCGGCGUGCGUCUGGCCCAGGUGUCGAGCGACCUCGGCUCGGCGGUCUUCGACGCGGCCUGGCAGGCGCUGGGCGUGGACGCGCUGGUGCCGUGGCCCGACAGGCUGCCGGCGGACGUGGAGUUCGACCGCCUGUCGUUCGCGACUCAGUCGCCAGACAGCCUCACAGCGCACGCGUCGGCCCCGCUCCCGGGCGCGAACGCCACCGUGGAUUUCGACGUGCGCUUGAACCGCACCGCCGGGGCCAAUGGCAGCAGUUUCCAAGUCAACGGAUUGCGGCUGCGCUCCGUGCAGUCCGAGCGCGUCGCCGUGACUGUCGAGGGAUCGUGCGGCGCGACGGAGCCGCACACGGCGCGCCUCGUGGUGCUCGGAGACCCUUCGCUGGGAGGCAUGCUGGACAUGCGCGGGAACGCCACAGUGCUGUGCACCGGCGGGGAAGGAGUGCGUGAAGUCUCCGCAGCCUUCGCCCGAUCCAACCUGACGGUGUCGGCGGGGCUGUCCGGGCCGCUCACCCUGCGAGCUGCGCAGUUCGCGUACCAGCACACCGCGCUCACUCUGUCAGUGCAGGGCGGCUUGGCUGUCAUGGACGCGCGCGUGGAGGCGCGUCUCGGCGCCGGCUUCCCCGCGGACAUCGCGCUGGGCCUCGCGCAGGCAUCGAACACCUCAACGGUGCAGACAAUCCUGCAAAGCUUGGACAUCGAGCGCCUCAGCACUGCUGUGGCUGCCCUGGGCCUGCCAGGGCUGGCGAGCACGCCGUCGGGGGCACUCGACACCGUUCCCGCCCGACUGAACGCUACGUUCACGGCAAGCGGCACCGUCGACAUCGGCGCGAGCGCCGCACUGCCGGAGACGGACGUCGUUGUUUCCCUCCUUGUCAACGCCGUGGCGACCGCGGACCCCGCAGGCUUCACAGCGAGCGCCGUGUCGAUCGACGUCGUCGCAGGCGGCCGCUUCAGUGCGCGGGCGCACGCUGCGUUCCCGUGCGCGAACGGCACCACCGGGUCGGGGAGCGCCACGCUGGGGCCCGUGCCGUCCCUUGUUGCGCCGAUCCGCGCGCGCGGCACGUCACGGUUUGUGUGCUCUGGACCGGCGAUCGUCGACUUCGUCGUCGAGUCCGCCCCGGCCCCCACGGGCCCGGCACUCCUCGACACGAAAGUGCUCGGGAACCUCACGAUGCAGAAUGCCACGCUCUCGUACGCACAUGCAAGGCGCGUCGCCACGGUCGUCGGGCUGUCGGACGACCUCCCCGCCGAGCUCUCGAUUCCAGUCGUUAGCCGCAACGACUCCGCGCUCGAGAUCGGGUUGCCCGCGUCCCAGAGCGCCAUCACGCUGGGGGAGUUCUCGACCCGCGUCGGCUCGGACGGCGUGCUUGCGGCGGUCGUCGCUCUGGGCAUUCCGGGUCAGUUCGAGCCGGACGCGCCCCGCGCCACCGUUGCCGCCAUUUCUGUCGCCGGGCUGCGGGUGACGAUGGCGGACCUGCCGUCCAACCUGUUGAGGUUCGCUGGAUCAACGGCAGCAGCUCCUUUCGACAUCACGGCGCGCCUGGCGUGCGGCUCCGAGGUCGGACUGGCCCCAGGCUCGUGCGCAUUUGUUCUUGCGGCGCUCGUCUUCCAGUACGAGGCGCCUGGGAUUGCGCUCACCGCGCGCGGCCUGUCGCCGUGUACGUCUGGCGACCCCAACGAGACGUCGACGAUCAUCUCCGCCACGCUCAACGGCAUGCCGCCCGGCUUGCCGCGGACCGCGACGGACGGAAUCGUGCAGUUCAUCUGCGGCGAGGCCCCCGGCGAGGUCGUGGACUUCACGGCAGUCCUGCGGCCCCAAGACCUGUCUGUCGACACAGGCGCCGGGGGCGUCAUCGGGCCCCUCGCUGCGCCCACGCUCACGUUCGAGGGCGCGACGAACGCGAUCUCGUUGCGCGGCUCGCUUGGCCGCCUGGUCGUCACGGCCGAGGCGGCGUCGGGUUCAACAGCAAUUCCAGACUUUGUACUUUCUGUCGCUCCGGACGCACCGUCACCGCUAUCGAUUGCGCAGAUCGCGGCCGGGCUUGGCUUGUCGUCCGUCAACGCGACGCUCCUCGACAUGGGGCUCCCAGCCAUCGCGUCCAGCCCCGCGCAAGCGCUGGCGACGCCGCUGCGCAACGCCGUGCUGCGGUUCACGCAAACCACCGUCGAGGUUGGCGGCGAGGUCACGCUGGUUGAGCCCGAGGGCCUGGUUGUCUCGCUGCGCGUGACGAUCGACUUGCGCGUCGGCGGUGCUGCCGCACUCAGUCGACUGGAGCUGCGGCUACAAGUGCAGGGCCGCGGAACCGUCAUCGUGGCGGGUCCUCAGCCGUGCGCCCAGGAGCUCGACGUGACGCUACGUCUCACGCAGCUGCCGGUCGGACUCGGGGACGUCACGGAGUCGGGCACGGCUUCGGUGCGCUGCGCGCCGUCGGGUGCGGUGCAGUCGAUCACAAUCACCUCCGCACUGCCGAGCCGGACCAUCGACAUGGCUCUCGCGGGGGAGCUGGCUCUGCCGCCCGCGGAACUGUCGCUGCAGUUCGUGAACGGGGCCUGGAGCCAGCUCACGAUCGGUGCUGACGUCCCCGGCCCCCUCCGCGCCAACGUCUUGCUCGACCUGGCCGCGCCUGGAGCUAUCACCGCAUCCACACCGACGGUCGAGCUCGGCCCUCUCCCGUCUGGCCCAACCCUCACGAUGGGCUCCCUGUUCGCGUCCAUCGGCUCGGCGUUUGAAACGGCGCUGCGUGCCGGAGGCGUGCCGGGCGUGCCGGACGCCGACCUGGCAGCGAUCUCUGUCAGCAACUUGCUGAUCGACGUCGACCCGGAGCUGAACAGCUUCACGUUCGCCGCAACGCUCGCGAUCGGGCUCGACAUAUCCCUGGAGGUCGAGAUCGAGUUGUGCGGGGUCGCUGCUCAAGCAACGACGGCGCGACGCGUCAUGGCCGCCGCAGCGGCGGGUGCGCGGCAGGCGCGGCGCGUGCACGCAGAAAGCGCGGCGUUGUUCGCCAUGCCGUGGUACAAGAGGCCUGUGGUGGCGCCUGCGGAGUUGCUGGCGCAGGAGGGCCUUGGGGCGAUGCGGUCGGUCGACGCGGACAUGCUGGCCCUGGUGCCUUCGGAGGGACAGCGGCCUUCGUCGCAGGAGACGCGCUCGCGGCUCCUCGCGGCGCAGGGCGCGGAGGUGGUGGUGGUGACGCGCCUGUACGUCAACUUCGUGGGAGGUCAAUUCAUCCAGCUGUCGUUCUCCGCUGGGACGGUGUGCGGCGGGACUGGACGGUUCCCCGUGCAGGGCUCCGUCGACCUCCCCUUCCUGGGCGUGCAGCAGUCCCUGUCGGGCGAGGUUCAAGUCGACUGCAGCGGACAGACUGUCUCGGACUUUGCGGCCGCCCUGAACAUCCCCUCGGCGUCCUUCGACGCCGGCACCUUCAACUUCGACCUGCCGUCGCUGACGCUCACGUUCCGCGCCAGCACGCGGGCCUUCAGGGCGUCUGCGCAGCUGCCUGCGUCGGUCGUCGCGCAGCUGAGUUUCCGGCUGGGCGACACGGCGGCUCCCAACGUCGUCGCAAGUGUCGACAGCAGGGUCGGCACGAUCAGCCUGGGCGAUCUGCUCCCCGUUCUCGGACCCGGAGUGACCGGGGUGCUGGGCUCUCUCGGCGUCCCUGGCUUCGGAACAGCGCUGAACAACUUCCUCGUCGAGAGGCCUGCGUUCCUGGUCGCGCCCGGCGAGUUCGGCCUCAACGCAGUCGUCCUGGUCGGCGUCGUGCGGGUCCGCGCCUUCUACGAGGCGACGCUUGACUUGCAAACCCCUGGAGCGACGUACGUCAUGACGGAGUUCGUGAGCAGCAUCUCGUCGCCGUACAUCGACACCACGAUCCAGGGCGCGGACCCUUGCGCGGGCGGCGGUGCCUCGCUGACGGUCAAGGUGCUGUUCAAGACAUUGCCCUUCGGCCUUGGAACCAUCAACCUCGAGGGCGGCAUUCAGAUGAUCUGCGAGGGCAGCGCUGCCGUGGCAUACGAGGUGUCGAUGGACCUGGAAGCAAACGGCAUAUCGUUCCGGCCGUUCAUGAUGGUCGACGUCGACUUCGCCGACACCCGUCUCGGGUAUCUGUCGUCGGACAACGUCGUCAAGGCCGGCGGCACCGUCGGCGUGCUGCGCGGGGCCCUGGCCAUCCCGCUGGACGACCCCGCCAGCUCCUACAUCAUCCUCGAGACGCCGCACGCAGUGGCGCUGGGCGCGACGCUCGCGGGGGUCAGCCCGACGUUCGAGCAGGCCAUGCAGGAGAUCGGCAUCCCGGGCGUGGAGGGGAGCCCGGACGGCAUCAUCGUGCAGGGACUGUCGCUGGAGAUAAGCCCGACCGUCUUCGCCCUCGACACGGCGUUCGAGAUCGCGGGCACGUCGCUCGAGGUCGUCCUCGAGGCCAGGAAGGUCGAGAGCUCGUGGACCAUGGACAUGGUCGCGCUCAACGGGCGCUCGGCGUGCAGCGGCAAUGCAUGCCUGAUCGCCUUCGACCUGCAGGCUGUGCGUCCCUGCGGCGCCGACACGAGCACCACCGUCACGUUGCAGCUCUCGGAUAUGCCCGCGGGCCUGCCGGAUCUUGCAGCGUCCGGCACAGCGGAGCUCACGUGCGCCGGGAUCCAGAUUCGCGACUGGACGCUGCUGGUCUCCGCCCAGCUGCAGGCCGACUUCACCGUGCUCUCCGACCCGCUCAUCGCCAUCCGGAACCCCUCGGUGUCGAUGAGGUACGCUUCGGGUCCGCGGUCCGUCGCCCUGACGAUUCCGUUCUCCGACCUCUUUGACGUGCGGCUGACGUACGAGCUCGGCCUCGCGUCCUCGGCUCGGCUCGCGCUCGUACUCAACGCCGAUGCGUCGCUCCUGAACAGCCUCUCGAGCCUCGGGAGCGUCGUCGACACGACCCUGGGGGGUGUGUUUGCAAGUCCCCCUGUGCCCCCCUUCUUGGUCGGGAUCGCUCGCUCCAUCCUGGACGCCAGCAUGCUGCGCGGAUCGAUAGCGCAGCUAUCCAUCUCGAGCGCCGGGCAGCUCACGGUGUCCGUGCAAGGUACCCUGCGCGUCUUCGGCGUCAACGUCGUGACCACGGUCGCCGCCACCAGGCCUAAGGGUGGCAGCUGGAUCGGCUUCGCCGGGCUGGACGCCGCCUCUUUGGUCGACGCGCUGCCAGGCCCCGGGGCAAUCAUCGGGAGCGCGAUCCGUUUCCUCGGGCUCGCUGAGGGCUUCAUAGGCCUGAGUACGGGGCAAGGCGACUUCGAGGUGCCCCCCUCCGACCCGACACUCGGAGGCGAUGCCCUGCAGAUCAGUCUGCCGACGUCAGCCAAGUUCCUGACGUUGACGCCGGGACUGACCCUGCCGUUCGUCAGGGACCUGCAGAGCUCUCUUGGGCCUGUGCUAGCGUCGCGAUUCACGGACGACCUGCAGCUCUCGGUCGACUUCCCGAGCGCCGCAUCGUGGCGCGCGACCAUGGUGCUGAACGCCAAGUUCUACCUCAUACCGACGUUCAUGGUAGAGCGCAUCAAGCUCGGGCUGGAACUCGGGGGCGGCGGCGUGGCGGUGUCGUUCGCGUUGGACUUCUCCACCAACCUCGGGCUCUUCCAGCAGGAGAUUCAAUUCACGGGGAAGAUCGAGUACGCCCCUGCGCCGUCGAACUCCCUCGGCGGGUCCUUGAUCAUGGUCUCUCAAGAUGGUCUGCGUUUCACCCCGUCCUUCACCCUCUUCUCCCUGGCGAUGGGCGCGUCGUUCCAGAUCCCGUCCCUCGCACCGACGUCGAUCGAGAUGGCCGGCGCGGGGAGGUAUGGGCAGUCGAGCGCAGAGGGCGCGCUGCUGGUGGACUUCAACCGUCCGCAGGACACAGCCUUCUCGUUGCGCCUCAACAACGCCCGCGUCGACUUCAUCGUGCAGGCGAUGCUGGACGACCUCCUGUACGCCCUGGGCUCCCCGCCCGUGACGCUCCCGCCGAUCGUCACGUUCCCGCUCUCGUUUAUACAAGUGGGCUCUCUCGACAUGUCCUUCAAUCCGCGCCCCAACGACAUCGAGUACGCCGGUGUGCGGAUUCCGAGCGGCGUCUUCUUCGAGGCCUUCGACGUGGCCUACUUCUUCAUGCGCGCCCAGAGGAUCCUCUUCCGACUCAGCGAAAGCACAGUCCAGGGGGAGUUCGUGGCGGCGCCGGCGCGCGUCGGCAGCCUUCUGUCCAUCUCGCGCUCGUCAGCGGACAGGUCGAACGGGCCGUUCUGCAGCUUCUUCGCCGUGACCAAGUCCAGCCCGCGCUUCGAACUCGAGUGCCAAGGGUUCCUGUCCGUCCUGGGCAUCUCGCUCGAGGCGCGUAUUCGCGCCACGCACGCAUCGAUAUCUUUCGUCGGGCGCUUCAACUUCUUGAACGCGAUUUCCGUGGAGCUCGGCCUCGACGGCAGCCUCGAGCGGGUCAACCGAGGCUCUCCAGACCUGGGCGUGACCUUUGCGUUGUCGUCGACGAACGGGCUGCUGGCGGACCUCGUCAGAGUCGUGCAGCGGGAGGUCGUGCGGCUCGUUCGCUUCAUCGGCGACUCGCUCAAGAAAGAGGCGCGCUGGCUGGCAGACAAGGCGAUCGAGGUGGCCCGGGAAGGCGUCCGCCAGGCAAAGGCUGGUCUCGAGAGAGCGAGGCAGGCGGCACAGCAGAUCAUCGCCGAAGCGCGGAAGGCGUUGGAGGCCAUGGAUCGUGCAAGGCGGGAAGCAGAGGCCAGGUACAACCGUGCCAGGCGGGAGUGCUCGUGGAAGAAGCCAUGGAAGUGCGCCGAGGCGGGCGUCAUGAAGGCCGGAGCCGUAAUGAUGCAGGGCUUUAGCUUCCUCGGAGGAAUGAUGGUCCGGAUGGCGGAGGUCACGUCCAACUUAAUCAUCGACGCAGCCAAGUGGGCGCUGACGCAGGCCGAGAGACUGGUGGUUGCCGUCCUGGAGAAGGCCGCCGGGUUCAUGGAGGGCGUGAUCGAGCUGAUCUUCGACGUGCUUGCACGGAUCGCCGAGAACCUCCCAGUCGCGGAGCUGAUGCGCGUGCUCAACAUCGCCGAGCUGCGCGCCACGGGGCGCAUUGGCAACGGCGCAGUGUCUCUGGGCUUCUUCUGCCGCGCGGAGUUCUUCUUCACAGGCAUGCGGGCGUUCGGGUUCAACGCCCGCCUCGACGUCGUCGACAUGGUGGUGCAGCUCGUCUCAAUGAUGAAGAGCAAGAUUCAGAACAUGAUGAAGAGUCUGUUCGACAAAAUCAUCCCCGACUUCGGCGUGCGGCGGUCACGCGUGCUCCUGGGAGACGUGGAACCCGCGACGCCCCGGAGCGAUCCCGAGAGGUUCAUCUGGGCCGUUUACCGGGUCGUUGCGGCCGACAAGAGCAUGGACGAGCUCUCGGAGAUGUACGACGAAUACGUCAAGGGGCCGGCCCAGAAGGGGGGCUUCCUCGCGCACGCGGCACCGGUCAUGGCGCAGCGGCGGCGGGCGCAGUCGUCGAACUUGGUGGCGUUCCUUGCGGCCGAGGGCGUCAACAUCACGGAGCCAACGGAGGAGGACAAGAGGCUGAGCGCCUUCGUCAACGACUUCGACGUCGACGCGUUCGAGCUGCCCCCUGAUGCGACGCUGCCGACGGGCGAGAAGCUCUCCAAGGACUUCAAUCCGGACAACUACACCGCCGCGGUGUUCGACUUCAGCAACAUCUUGGACAGCGCAGAGCAGGAGGAGCGCGAGGCCUCAAAGGCCUUCCAGCCCGCCGGAAGCAGCGUGUACCCCCCGCCCCGCGAGUACCAGGAGCUGCAGGAGGCUACGUUCGAGUCGGUCGCAACCGUGUUCUCGUUCCCGGUCGGCAUUUCCAACACGACGUCUGGAAACGCCACGGCGCCGGCAGCGACGUCCGCGCCGGCGAGCAACGCGAGCUGCGUGUCGCCUGCGGGCAACUACAGCGGCGACGGCGUGCACGCCGUGAGCGCGUUCGCCGCCGAGCGCCUGGCUGCAGCGGGUCUCCGGUACUCGCCCGCGGAGGGCCGGGUGUUCAAGAUCGACGACCCUAUCUUCGCGAAUGCUUCGGCAAACAGCAGCAGUGCUGCCAACGGCUCGGCUGGCUGCGUGCCGGCGGCGAUCGACCUCGAGGCCGUCGAGCGGGAGCUGGAGCACCACCUCAAGCACGAGGUGGCGCUGCACGCGUUCCAGAACGGCCUGCUCUCCGCACGGUCAUUCACCAUCACCGUUGCCAACAACAACGCAGCCGGCAGGCGCCGGCUGGCGCAGACGAGCUCCAGCGCGCGGCAGGUGGCCAUCACCUUGCAGAACGUGGUCACAGCCGACGUCACGUCAAUCAAGGGCUUCCUCCUCGUAGGGUCGUGGGCGGACUCCUUUUCUCAGGCGCUGGCAAACACGACCGUCGCGUCAGGCGGACAGCCCGUGUCUUUGGGCUCCGCUGCGCUCGUCGCUGCGACCGCGUCCACGACGUCGAGUGCGGUCUGCACGUCGCUCACGACGUCGGCUCUAGCAGCAACUACGCCCGCGGCAACAACACCGACAACGACAGCAGCAGCGACCACCUCGCAGCCGGCCGCGAGUGCGCCGAGCGCCACGGUCCCGAGUGCGCCAGCUGGGGACGCACCGGCUGGGGACGCGAACCAGUCACCUGCGCCCACUCCUGCGGCGACCGCCGACGGGGGAGGCGGCGGGCUCGUCACUCCUUUCGCCGUGGUCGCCGGCGUCCUUGGCGCCGCCAUCAUCGGCCUGCUGGUCGGUGUCGUGCUCAUGCACGUGCGCUCUGUGCGGGCGCGCGAGGCGCAGUCCCGGACGUCGGCCGACGGCAGCUCGCAAGUGCUGGGCGGGCUGCCGGCACGGCCGGCGAGCGCGCGGGCUGCGCGCCGAGUGGCACCAGCAGACGCACCGUCGCGGGGUCUCCGGAACGUCCUGUUUGGUGCGUGGGUAUCCUGGGUUGGCGGGACGCGUCAGCAUCCAGAGGUCAGUGCAAGGCGCGCGCGCGUCUCUACACCGGGCGUGAGCGACGACGGCUCCCACGGCCUUGAUGCCGUGAUUCCCGCGCAUCCUGACCAGAGAACCAGCUUAGGAUGCUAA
This is a messenger RNA of Pedinophyceae sp. YPF-701, 16236 nucleotides long. NCBI's taxonomy places the organism in Eukaryota, Viridiplantae, Chlorophyta, Pedinophyceae. The record is from the annotation of a GenBank genome assembly.